CUUAGUUCAAUUACGAAAAUUUUAAAAUAUAUAUUUGAAUAGAUAUAUAAAGACAUAUCUACAUAUAUCUAUCACUGAACUAAGGUGGCAAAGAUAGUGCGAAUUGGAAUCGAGAAUUGUACAAGAUACUCACACUCAUAAAGGAAUAUAUUUGAAGAAGUAUUGGUGUUAGUGUUGUGUUAAAAAUAAAAUGGGAAAACAAAAAAUUUACUGUGCAAAAUGCGACAAAAAAUGUUCUGGAGAAGUUCUACGUGUGGCAGAUAAACACUUUCACAAGGCAUGUUUUCAGUGCUGCCAGUGUAAGAAAUCACUAGCUACAGGCGGUUUCUUUACAAAGGAUGGUGCUUAUUAUUGCAUUCCUGAUUAUCAGAGGCUAUACGGAACAAAAUGCGCUGCCUGCCAGCAAUAUGUAGAGGGAGAGGUAGUCUCAACUAUGGGGAAGACGUAUCAUCAGAAAUGUUUUACGUGUUCCAAAUGCAGUAAGCCAUUUAAGUCUGGAAGCAAAGUUACUAAUACUGGCAAGGAAGUAUUAUGCGAAAACUGUGUUGCAGGUCCUGCUGCAUCGCCUGUGCAAAAAACUAAUGAUAUAGUACAUAAAGAUGGCACUGCAUCGCCACCACCGUUAGCAGAAAGUCCUACUAGGGCUACAGCACAUCAGCAGAUGAGUAAUGCGAUUUCAGAUAGGGCUCGCAUUAAAGAAGAUUAUGAUCCGAACGAUUGUGCUGGUUGUGGAGAACUUUUGAAAGAAGGUCAGGCAUUGGUCGCCUUAGAUCGUCAAUGGCACGUUUGGUGUUUCCGAUGUAAAUCCUGUAACUCCGUUUUAAAUGGAGAGUAUAUGGGUAAAGAUGGUGUACCUUAUUGUGAGAAAUGUUAUCAAAAAUCAUUUGGUGUAAAAUGUGCUUACUGCAAUCGCUUCAUAAGCGGAAAAGUAUUACAGGCAGGAGAUAAUCAUCACUUCCAUCCAACAUGUGCACGUUGCACAAAGUGUGGUGAUCCAUUUGGUGAUGGUGAAGAAAUGUACCUACAAGGUAGUGCAAUUUGGCAUCCUCGUUGUGGACCUGGUCCAUCGGAAGCUGGUAUAAUUUUAAAUGGUACCGGUGUUACUAGCAACGGUAAUUUUACAGAUACUGAAUGCGAUCGCAUUAGCUCUAGUGCACUUAGUGAAAUGUACAUGCGUUCCAGAACACCGAGUUUUAAUGGUUCACUUUAUUCCUCUAGCCGCAAGCACUAUCGAACUGUAAGUCCUGGUUUGAUAUUGAGGGAAUAUGGUCGGCCUGGAUAUGAAGACAUUUCACGUAUUUAUACGUAUAGUUAUUUGACGGACGCACCUCAUUAUCUUAGGAAGCCAAUUGAUCCAUAUGAUAAAACACCAUUAUCACCACACUUUCAUCGCCCAUCUUCUUAUGCCACUAGUACUGGUGGUUCUGUGUCUGGUAGCAGGCCAUCGUCGCGUCCACAUUCAAGAACGCGCAGUGCUAUGAAAGUGCUAGUUGAUGCAAUACGAUCAGAAACGCCACGUCCUAAAAGUCCAGGUAUGAACAAUGAAGAACCUAUUGAAUUAUCACAUUAUCCAGCAGCGAAAAAACCACCACCGGGUGAAAAACCAAAAAUUGAGCGAGAUGAUUUUCCUGCACCACCAUAUCCCUACACAGAUCCUGAGCGAAGGCGACGUUAUAGUGACUCAUAUAAAGGAGUUCCUGUUUCAGAUGAAGACGAAGUCGAUAAUACCAAGAAUGGAGAAGUUCAAUUACGACUACAACGAGAAGCUGAAGAAUUAGAAAAACUCAAUUCUAAUAUCGGAUCAGUGAUAGCCAAAGAUCUUAAAGAACAUGCAAAAUAUAGGAAAUGGAAGCAAAAUAAUUUAGAUCCAAGAAAUGCAUCACGUACACCAUCAGCAUCCAAAGAACCUAUUCAUAAAUUAAGGUACGAAUCACCUAUCGGUGCCUCGCCAUCACGUAAUUUGGAUCAUCAGAAACCCUUCUACGAAGAUGAAGCGUUCGAUCGAUCAACCAGCUAUAGAGGUUCACUUGGUAAAUCGCUUGGCAAUGCGCCUAGUUACAACGCAAUACAUUCCUACCGAUCGCCACCAAAGCCUGGAUAUGGCUUUAAAACAUCAACCUUGCCGCCUUAUAUGCGCUCUGGAUAUAGUUCAGAUUAUUCUUAUGGAGGAUUGGGUGAUAAAACACAUAGUACAGAUUUAAGCUGUGGAAAAUCAGAAGCAUCAGUAGAUUCCAUUACAGAAGGAGACCGACGUGCUUUGAUGGGUGGUGAAUUGCCUGCGUCAAGUACAUACUCUGGAGCGCUUUCUUAUCAUUAUCCACAAGCUGGUUUAAUAAGACGUAGUUUACCAAAUAUGGCGCACUCGAUGCUUGUGCAUGAACCAGCUAAAAUUUAUCCUUAUCACUUAUUAAUCAUCACAAAUUAUCGUCUACCAUCAGACGUGGACCGCUGCAAUUUAGAGCGACAUUUAUCUGACGUAGAAUUUGAACAUGUUUUGCAAUGCACAAGAGCUGAAUUUUACAGAUUACCACAAUGGAGACGAAAUGAAUUAAAACGACGCGCAAAGUUGUUUUAAAAGUCCUUCCUAGAGAAGUGUACCAUGAAACCAAAUUCUAACUUUUAUAUUAGAUUAGUACCAAUAAAAGCAUUUUGAGAAUAUAAAAUUUCGAACAUCCCUGCCACAAUUUAAGCUUUGCCAGUGAUAUCACAACGCUACCGACUGCUACUUUUGAAAUGGUGGUGCUGUCGUUAAAUAGUAAAUCAGCUAAAUGCUGAAUUUUUUGAUUUGGACGGAACUAUAUUCUAGAGCAGCCAAGUUGAAAAAUAAUCUAUAAGCAUGGUUAUUUAAAUUAAAUUAGCUUUUCUAUAUUAUUAAAAUAAUGUUUAUUUCUUUUGCUGCUAAUUAUAUUUUUUUAUUACGAAUAAAUACAAUAAAAGUACCUUUAUCACCGAAAAUAUUCACGUAUAACGAAAUGUUAUUGAAAGUUAAAGGGAAUUGUAAUCUAAAAACAAAUUGAUUGCCUGCUGGAAGAUUAACAUUUUAUUUAAUGUAUAUUAUUUAUUAAAAUAAAAACAAAAUAUUCAAACAAUAAAAAAAAUAUUAAAAACAAA
Molecule: messenger RNA, 3111 nt
Organism: Teleopsis dalmanni
Lineage: Eukaryota; Metazoa; Arthropoda; Insecta; Diptera; Diopsidae
Gene: Unc-115a
Product: actin-binding LIM protein 3
Exons: 12
Coding region: 191-2575 (794 amino acids)
Biological process (GO): cytoskeleton organization; lamellipodium assembly
Cellular component (GO): actin cytoskeleton
Molecular function (GO): actin filament binding
Source: RefSeq, a predicted model, not a curated record